Messenger RNA from Armigeres subalbatus, 1419 nucleotides. Its product is annotated as SPRY domain-containing protein 7. The record is from RefSeq and is a predicted model, not a curated record. Bases 152 to 826 code for a protein of 224 amino acids. The transcript has 2 exons. NCBI's taxonomy places the organism in Eukaryota, Metazoa, Arthropoda, Insecta, Diptera, Culicidae. Gene Ontology annotation, molecular function: protein binding.
ACAACUUGACAGUUGUUGUAAACAGAUCGGUUGACUCAAAAGCAAAGAAAAUAUUACUGCUAAUCAGUAUGAUAAUUUGUUUUAUAUUUUAGCAACCGCGUAAGUUUGGAUAGAAUAUUACCGAUUAAGGGAUUCACCACCGCUCGGAACAAUGUUUUGCUGUUUGAAGAACUGCUUGAACGGAGUUCUUCCGCCCCAGACGGUGCAGAUCCGACGGGAGCAUGAUCCGAUUCAACUCGAUACGUCACAUAUGGGGCAUGAGGUGGUAGUGAUUAAAGGAGGCCAAAGAGCAUGUGGAUCCGGCGGCGUUAUAGCCAAUACUCCUCUACUGCAGUCCAAGUCCUACUUUGAAGUGAAACUACAACAAGGUGGUCAGUGGUCCGUGGGGCUUGCCACUCAACAAGCAGACCUAAACGAAUCGAAGGGAGGCUUCGACAAAGACACAUGGUGUCUCACCUCGGAAAAUGUCGUAUAUCAUAACGCUAAGCCCCUGCAUAAACUAGAACCGAACGUGGACAUUAAGAAUUCUAUUGUAGCUAACACUGAAGCGCUAACAAAGCUCGACACAACCAUGACUUCUGCGCUGGUGAACAAUACUGGCAUUCCCCAGGAGGGGGACACCAUCGGAGUUGCGUAUGAUCACGUUGAACUUAAUUUCUAUUUAAAUGGUACAAACCUAAAUGUUCCGGUGCUGAACGUCCGCGGAACGGUUUUCCCCUGCCUCUUCGUGGACGAUGGUGCGAUCCUCGAUAUUGUGUUGGAUAAGUUCAGCUUUAGCCCACCGCCAGGGUUCGAACGAAUUCUCAUCGAGCAGUCGCUGCUCUGAUGUGUGACUAUUUUAUCUAAAUGAGUGCCUCUAACAAAAGGCUCAUCUUUUAGGUCCAACUUAACAAUAACUAUAUUAUAGAUAGCACUCUUUAAUCGUUAUAUUUAUUGUAAUGUCAACUCUUUCGCAAGUUUCGCAACAUGAUUUUUAAUUUCGCAUUUAUCAAUUUAAUUUAAUAAAAGAUAAACCUUCUUAGCUCCUAGACACUAGAAACCUCUAGAAACAUAUUUUUUAUGUGUUAAUUUCUACAAGUAUCAUUUUCAAAGAGUAUCUUCCAAAUGAACAUUAUCCAUUCCAUUUUUACCAAUUGAUUGAAGACAAUCUUGUCCCAUUCACUAACGAAAGGUUACACAUUUUCAAGCACUUAGAGCCCCAACAUAAUAAUAGAAAAAUAUAUAUUUUGCUAUCGCGGAAUAUUAACAAUUUAUUAAAAAUAAAUAUUUGUCCACUGGAAUGUUAUUUUAUUUUAUGAAGCGCCAUAGAAGUAAAAAUCUGCUCUACAUAUGAUAAUAAGCAUCAAAGUCUUUCGAUAUCAUUUGCAGAUCAAAAUCGUUAACUUUGUACUGAUUGUGAAUAAAACUAUUUAUAUUGGA